AUGUCUUGGAAUGCAGGAGGGCUCCCCUCCCACAUGUAUCAAGAAUUCCUCGCAUGGUGCGACAUGCAGUGGCAACUUGACAUCAUUGUAGUCCAAGAAACACAUUGGCACGAAACAAGCGACUAUGUGUCUGGGUCAUGGCUAGUGUUACACUCGUCCGGUCGUGGACCGGACGUCGAAUUUGGCAGGUGCUCUGGGCUCCUCUUCCUCAUCAACCAGCGAGUCUUCAAGGACCCCAGAAUCUUGGAAGUUAUGCCAGGACGCCUAGCCCUCAUUCAGAUGUGUCACAAAACCAGUAACACACCGAUUAGCCUCAUUGGCGUGUACCAACAUGUGUGGCGUAGCGGCCUAACCACGGCCAAGAAUAAGGAACUACGACAAGGUCUAUGGACACACCUUGAUGGUCUGAUCAUGAAGACGCCUGCCCGGCAUCAUCUUAUCAUCAGUGGCGACUUCAACACCACCGUUCGCCCGGAUCAUCCCGUAGUAGGUCCCUGUGUGCCUGCCGACACGACUGACACCAAUGGGGGAGACGAGCUUCAGAUGAUGCUUAGGACUCAUAACCUCACGGUGCUUAACACCUGGCAGACCAAACACCCUAGUACCUACUACGCUCCCACGGGUGAGACACAGAUUGAUUACGUCAUCGUGCGACAGGAUGCUGCUGUGGCCAAAGCCAAACAGGCAAGCCCAGAUAGAUCAUUUCCAAUUGGGGGUGGUAGGCUCACUGGGCAUUUUCCCAUCCGCGCUGAGCUACCCUUGCUCCCCAUAUACUUCUCACAAAAGCCGGGACACUCUAAACAUGUGCAGGCUCUGGAUGUCACCGCUCUGCAAGCAGCGGUACGAGCUCGCUCAACUGAGGCCCAGCUUCUGUGUCAGAACGUUUCGGCACGACUGUCUCAAAUCGACACAUCCCAGAUAGCUAGUGCACACGCCAGUGUAAACCGCAUUCUUCUGGAGGAAGCGGCACUUGCAUUUCCUCGUGAACCAAAGCCCGACCACCGGGUGUCGGCACAACCAGGCUUCCGGAUCACCGCACGGGCUGUGUGGCAGACUUACCGACAGUUUAAGCGAGCAGGAGUGUGCACUUUCGGUCGCAUCUUCGACAAGUGGCGACUGGCCACCAGCUUCGCCAAGGCCUCCAAAGCCUUACGCCAGCAAAGUAAAGAGCUAAAGCGAGCCUUCUAUGAGGAGCAAAUCGGGGCAGCUGAACUGGCAGCCGCCCGAGGCGACCAACGAAGCCUGUUCCUCAUAAUCCGCCGACUCUCCCCUAAAACCCGAAAAAUUGCAGGUCGCAUGCGCGGGGAAGACGGCCACCUGCUCUCUCCUGCAGAGGAGAUGGAGGCCAUAAUUCGCUAUAGUAAAACUUUUGCUGCCCGACCUGAUGAGCCACACAUUGCACCCCUCACCGAGGACCUAGUAAUCACUGACCAAGCCCUUCUGGACGAACUCAGCAAGCUAGGCAUAGGGAAGGCAGUACCCAAGCACAUUGCACCGGCAGCUGUUUGGCGCCUGUGUGCCACGUCCAUCAGUCAUGCUCUUGGCCAGGCAUUGCGACAGCACUUGCGAAGCGGCUCCCAAUGCCAGCUCGACGAGGACUGGAAGCAUUCCCAUGUCUCCUGGAUCCCUAAACCAUCGAAGGCACCUACAUCGGUUGAAGCCCUACGCCCAAUAGGACUCACUAGUCCCGCUAGUAAGGCCCUUGCCGGGUGUUUACGAUCCUCCCUUGUCAGCAGCCUCCAGCCCCUUUUGCAGCAGCUACCACAGUUUGCUUACGCCAAGCAAAGAGGAACAUUCGAUGCCAUCAUCCGCGCCCACCAGCACUUCGAGGCGGUCGCCGAAGUUCUGCAGCAAACCAAAUGCAACCGAUUCCAGCAACGAGUAGGCAAGAAGCAACGCCCCACCUCGGGGGGCCUUGGCCUCUCCUUAGACUUGUCCAAAGCAUUUGAUGGGGUCGACAGACCAGAGAUUUACCGAUCAAUGUCUCGACAUGGCGUCCCGAGCAGCACCAUCACUCUUGUGCAGCAGCUGCAUGCUGAUGCCAGAUACAUCUUUCAUAAGGGGGACCUCCGCGGCUCAGUCAUCACAUCAAAUGGCAUAAAGCAGGGAUGUGUCAUCGCUCCAUUUCUAUGGAACUACUUCUCUAUAUCCUUUCUCCUCUUGCUCCGCGACCAACGUAGUCAAGAGUGGAUUGAAAGAGUUCUCUCUCUCUUUGCCGAUGAUGUAUGGGGAGCCUGGGUUAUCCGCGGACUCCCAGACCUUCGUGCUGCCAUUGACGAUGUAACCCUCAUCCUUGAGACCCUAGAAACCCUGCAUAUGCAGAUUAACUACGGUAAAACUGCCAUCCUCCUCAGACUUGUAGGCAAAGAUGCCAAGCAACAGCUCCGAGAACACACGUACAUGCACGCAGGCCAGUUGCAUCUUCGACUCACCGUCCACGGACGGGAAUGUGGCGUCCCGAUCAAGGACCAACACCUGUAUCUGGGAACGGUUGUUACUUACAAGCACCGACUUGAUCGCAACAUGACACAUCGGAUUCAGGCGAGCCAGGUCAGGUAUCAGAGCCUUAGGAAGCUCUUGAAUGGCAACCACCAUCUCACUACCUCACAUCGGUUGCGACUUUGGCAAGCCUGCAUUUGUUCCAGUGUGAUGUACUCACAGGCAGCUGUUGGUGUCACCGAAAGAUCCUUACGGAAACUCACGGUGUACCUCACCAAGCAGCUUCGAGCCAUCCUCAGGGUUCCAGCUCAUAUUACACACAUCACCACAGGCGGUGUGUGGCAACAGGCUGGUUUGCCCAUGCCAGGCUGGAGCAUUCAGCACACACUCCGAGAUUUCCUUCAAAAGCUUGAGCGUAAAGCCUUCACGGCUGCUGACAUUACCACAGGCGAUCAAGCUUUCCAGCACCUCCGCCUGCUUGAUACACGCCUCGAUAAGCUACUGAUGGAAGCCGCUGUGGAUCUUGCAAAGGAGCCUCUAGGAGUCCCCCUAGUGAACUGUCCCCAUUGCAAUGAAGCCUUUCAUACUGAAAACUCCAUGCGUAUCCACAGUAAGCUCAAGCACGGGGACCUACCGGCACACAGCACCAGGACCCCCACGGCCUUCCGCCCCGAGCUGCACUCCUUAGCAGGCAUGCCUGCAUGCCGCCUGUGCUCUAGGCAGUUCUUUCGCUGGUCCCAUCUUCGCAUUCACAUUGAAAGUGGAGCCUGCAGUCAGCUAGGAGGUGAUAGCCUGGUUCGUGCCCCGAUCCCUGAUGAACAGGCAGCCGAGAUCAUCCAAGCACCUCCCGCGGUGCACAGAGGCAUUUUUGCAGAUGAAAAUGCGGCUCAUACACCACUUGUAAUGCGAGCGCAGUUUCAGCAGAAGCUUCAUGAUUGGGAGAGCUGGUUGAAAGAGCCCGCUGUCCGCCAAGAGCUCUCCAGUCACUGUGUGCUUUGCAACAUGUGGAUAUCGAGCUACAAGCAUGUCAAACAGCACUUCAACAAGGUUCAUGCUGCACAGCAUCCCACCUUAAUGGACCGUGCUCUCAAGCUCAGCCUCACAUUCAAAUCGCAUCUCACACGUGACCGCUCGUGCUUGUGGUGCCACCACAAGGUGGGAGCGCCAGGACGCCACGUCCAACAAUGCACACCGCUGGUGCAACUGACACACAAGAUGUUCGGGGGGAACUACCAGAUGGGCAACGACGAACUCGAGAUCUUUGCCAGUUGUUGGGGGGGACCCGAGUACCAACCGCCUCCACCAAGGGGACCCAAGCGCCACCGACCGGAGCAGCAGCCUCACUGGGGACAUCCCGGCUCCCAGAUGACUCGACAUCCGGGAGGACACUUCGGCAACUUUGGGUACCAGCCACAGCAGAAUCGGCAAGACCAGCUACGACUCUUGACGCGAGUAGUCCUUCAACAGGAAGAAACCAUCAGUCGUCUUCGUCAGGACAAGGUCUUCAUCCUCUUCAUGAGGAACGAGACCGACGGAACGUUGGCCUCACUGAUGAAAGUGGCUCGCGAGUGGAGGAAUCGCAAAUCCUCCGACGAUCCGAAGCUGAAGUCAUCUCUCAAAACACUGCUUCUUGCAUCACUCCUCCAGGAGGUACUGAAUCAGGCCCAGAAAGCUGUCGCCACGGCCGAGAACAAAACCAAGAUGGUGACCGCCGGCUGGAUGACACAGGAAAGCGGCUGGACGUAUCGAACCUGGCACCACUCCGAAAAGCGCCUCUGCCAGGACACCCAGAAGGACCCCCUGUCCCACGACGAGGCAGUCAGAGUGUUGACCCAGCUCCAGAAGCACGUCACUGGGGAUGUCAUUCAGAAGUUCGCCUCCACGGUGGGAUUGCAGAAGCUGGAGGAGCAGGGCUCGAACGUGGCCACGUUUCAGCUGGAGGUCUCUCUCCGAGGCAACAUGGCUCAGGAGAUCUACGACAACCUGUCCCGUCUGACAGGACCUCAGCCUGGUGGGGGUCUCCAUGAAGAAGGACACCCUCCCGAGAUCUGCCCUCGCGAAGCACCUGGCGAACCAGUUUUACGGCCACUGACGAAGCAGCUGGCCCCGUGGCCGCGCACGAGCCACCGCCUCUCGAUCUGCCUACUGUUCGACUUAAAGGGGGCUCCAACAGCUGCUACAUCAAUUCAUUCCUGUAUAGUCUGUGUACGGUACUUCGGCAGUGCGAACAACAGCAUCUCCUACCUCAGGCCUUUUGGGAAACUUCAGAGCACCCGCGAGAAGCGAUGCGUCUGA
Molecule: messenger RNA, 4734 nt
Organism: Symbiodinium sp. CCMP2592
Lineage: Eukaryota; Dinophyceae; Suessiales; Symbiodiniaceae
Source: the annotation of a GenBank genome assembly